Messenger RNA from Hirsutella rhossiliensis, 1314 nucleotides. RefSeq names its product arrestin domain-containing protein. The record is from RefSeq and is a predicted model, not a curated record. Gene Ontology annotation, cellular component: division septum. The transcript is spliced from 4 exons. Gene Ontology annotation, biological process: division septum assembly. Bases 1 to 1314 code for a protein of 437 amino acids. Lineage: Eukaryota; Fungi; Ascomycota; Sordariomycetes; Hypocreales; Ophiocordycipitaceae.
AUGACAGCGUACGCCGCCGCUGACGACGCCCGUCCCGUCGAAGCAGCCCUCUUCAUCACCAUCGCCGCCGUCGUCGUCGUCGUCAAGGCCGCCGUCGCCGUCGCCGUCGUCACCAGCACCCCCGUGCUGGCGGCCUCUUCAGCGGCCAGCUUCCUCGUCGGCUAUCCGGGCAUCUCGGCCACUCUGCCGCGCAUCGAGGGCAAGGUCGAGAUCCGCCCCGGCCAGGGCUUUUCCAUGCCCGUGCCCAUCUCCCUGGUGCGCAUAUGCCUGCAACGCCGCGAGACGAUACACCCCGACGCCGAGAGCCUCACCAAGAGGCACCUCGGCACCCCGCGGCGGGAGACGACGGACGUGGUCGGCAAGGAGGUCCUGCUCUUCCGCUGCUCCACCGGCAAGGAGGCCGAGAGCGUCAUAGCCAUGGACCUGCCCUUUGUCCUCUUCAUCCCCUUUGGCAGGGGCGGCGAGGAGACGAACCGACGAAUCCCCCCCGCCUCGCUCCAGCUCCCCAGCAGGACGGCCGAGACGUACUACGAGCUCGUCGUGACGGUGCAGCAGGGCCACAGCAACCAGUACAAGUACAGCUUCCCCAUGCCGCUGCAGCGCUACGACACCCUCUCGACCUUUGGCAUGUACAACAAACCCGAGACAAGGCUCGUCACGGCCGACAACGUCGUCCACCUCGGCAUCAACCUGCCGCGCUGGAGCUUUGGCCCCAACGACCCCAUCACCGUCUACCUGAAGCUGUCGCCCAACUUGGACUGGAUGAGCAAGGCCAAGCGCGUCACCAUUGAGAAGAUUACCCUCACCAUUGAGGAGGAAAUCACCUUUAAUCCCGAGGGAGACGAGCCGACCAAAAAGGUCAACAAGCUGUCCAAGCAGAUUCAGCACGUCAAGAUGAAGAUGCCCGAGGCCGGCUAUGCAACCAACAUAGGCCUGGUUUUUCCCUCCAAGGACCUGCGGGACCCGGACGGCAUCAUCAAGCGAGGCAAGCCCGCCUUUCCCUUCUACGAGGUGGCCUCGUUUACUACCUCGUCGAGCCUUUACAAGAUUGAAUUCUACGUCAGCAUCAAGGUGCAACUGAGCGGCACUCGCGAUGUCAGUCUACGGCAGCCCGUUGUCAUCUGUCCCUUGGACCAGCAGGGGUGCAAGGAGGAGAUGGACGCCAUUGAGCAAGCUGCCAAGGACGCGGCUCUGGUCGACCCCAACAACCCCAUGCUUCCAGCUCGCUCCAUUGUUCUAGCCAGCGACCGCGACUCAUUACGGGCUCUCGGCCUGUGUACCGUGGGCGGUCAGAAGAAGCCAUUUAUUGACUGA